CAUUUUCUGAGGCAGUACACUUUUGCGCGUUCAAUAAAACUGCACGCGUAGUAAAACUCCUUAUCAGGAAAACAAUGGAUAUUUCAUGGACUGUUUUGCUGUCUAUAAUAAUCGGUUUGAUUCUUAUAAAAUACAUAUUUUUUGCUAAAGACACACAUUUCAAAAAAUAUGGAAUCCCGUACAUAGAACGGCACUCAAUUCUCUACGAUGUUGCUCAGGUAAUACUGAAAAAAAUAUCAAUCGUCAAUCAAACAAUGAAAACAUACAGUCAUGACAAUUCUGCUAAAUAUAUUGGAUUCUAUGAGUUCAACAAACCUCUUAUAAUGAUUCGUGAUUUGGAUAUUCUAAAAAAUAUAACAGUGAAGAAUUUCGAACACUUUGUGGAUCAUCGCAGUUUUACGGACCCUGAAGCUGAGCCUUUGUUCAGUAACAAUCUAUUUUCUUUGAAAGGUGAUCAGUGGCGGGAAAUUCGGAAUCUGUUGACUCCUGCGUUUACAUCCAGUAAAAUGAAAGCCAUGUUCAAAUUGAUGUCCGAGUGUGCUAAUAAUUUUUCUGAUUUUUUGGUGGAUCAAUCGCAGAAAGGACUCACGGAAUUCAAUUCCAAGGAUAUUUUCUCCCGUUACACUAAUGAUACAAUUGCUACAUGUGCUUUUGGUAUUUCUGUUGACUCAAUGAAGAAUCCCGACAAUGAAUUUUAUGUUCUUGGAAAAAGAGUUACUAAUUUCGAGGGUCUUCAAAUGCUCAAGUUCGUUUUCGCAAUGACUUUUCCGAAAGUAAUGAAAUUACUUGGUAUCAAAUUGUUUGACAAAGCCGCGGAUUCAUUCUUUUUGAACCUGGUGCGAGACACAAUUGCAGCGAGAGACGAAAAAGGUAUUUAUCGACCGGAUAUGAUACAGCUGAUGAUGGAAACAAGGAACCAUGAGCCAGGGUCCAAGAAACCUGAACUAACGAUAGAAAAUAUGACAUCCCAAGCAUUCAUAUUUUUCUUCGCGGGUUUCGACACUACGUCAACGCUAAUGUGUUUCGCUGCCCAUGAGAUUGCUGCCAAUUCUGACGUUCAAACGGAAUUGCAAGCCGAAAUAGACCAAGUGCUGGAGAAAUGUAACGGAGAACCGACUUACGAAGCUAUUACUAGUAUGCAGUAUCUUGAAGCUGUUAUAUACGAAGCAUUGCGAUUGUAUCCAGUGGUAGUUGCAGUAGAUCGCGUGUGUACCAAAAACUUCGAACUCCCUCCUGCUGUACCUGGAGCUAAGUCGUACACUCUCGAAGCCGGAAGCGCUGUUUUGCUUCCAAUGUGGGCGAUUCACAGGAACCCAGAAUAUUAUCCCGAGCCCGAAAAAUUUGAUCCGAACCGAUUUCUGGGAGAAGAAAAGAAAAAUGUCAACACAUCAGCCUACUUUCCUUUCGGAGUCGGACCCCGAAUGUGCAUCGGAAACCGAUUUGCACUUUUGGAAACUAAAGUGCUGCUUUUCCAACUUUUGGCCAAGUGCAAUAUCAAACCAGCGAAGAAAAUGAUUCUGCCAAUGAGGAUCAGUUCCUCUUCCGUUGCCGUAACUGCAGAAGGUGGAUUUUGGCUUGAAAUUCACCCAAGAAAAAUUGAUAAAUAAAAUGAAUUAAAUGUAAACUUCUACACAGAAAAAAAUAAACUUUAAAAAUUACUAUUUGAAAUUAUAACCCGGAACCCGGUUGUCAAUAUGGGGAAUUUUAACAUUCAAAUAGUUAAAUUUUAUAUUACGUGUCGUCUAUUUUCUAAGUAUCAGUUACGAUUUUUAAAGUUCAAAUAGUAAUUUUUCUUACAUAGACAAUAAAUUUUCAUACUUAUUCUGUAAUUAUUCACGUUUAAAUCAUAAAUGAAAAAAUUACUAUUUAGAAUGAUGGUAUUUACUGAUCACUUUAUCAUUAUUAUUACUUGUCAUUCUCAAUUUAUAUAGUUAAUUUUUUUCUGUGUAUGUAUAUAUUUAUUUGUACUUUAUAUGUAUGUAUGUAAUCAAAUCUAUUAAUAAAAAAAUAAUCUUGCUGUGUU
This is a messenger RNA of Microplitis mediator, 2023 nucleotides long. RefSeq names its product cytochrome P450 9e2-like. The record is from RefSeq and is a predicted model, not a curated record. Lineage: Eukaryota; Metazoa; Arthropoda; Insecta; Hymenoptera; Braconidae. The coding region runs from base 75 to 1607 and encodes 510 amino acids. Gene Ontology annotation, molecular function: iron ion binding; monooxygenase activity; oxidoreductase activity, acting on paired donors, with incorporation or reduction of molecular oxygen. The transcript has a single exon.